AUGGCAGCUGAGGAUGACCCUCUUCAGCCCCUGUCAUGGGGGCAGACGACUGGCGGCCAGCCGCACCCCAUGGAAGCCAGCACCAAGGAUCCGGGAACCUCACUGGUCCCCCGGAGCUCACCUUCCUGUGGGGUUUUGCCUUCGGCCUCCAGCAGCCAAGCCCAAGAGUGGCCACUCUUGAAGCCCGUCAGGCGAUUCGCUCCACCUUCUGCAGCCACGGCAGAGGCAGACCAGGUGAAGCCUCCUCUCCUGACCUGCUCCCCAGAAGGGGCCCCACUGGUUCAUCCAUGGUCGGGGUGUCCUCGUAGGACUGCCUUUGCUGCCCGGGAGUGCUCCAGCGAUGGGGAGAACGAGAGUCCCCCCUCAGAUGCCGCAGCAACUCCAACACUGGGGAGACCCCCAGCCGCCAUGGACCAGGGGAGCAGGCCAACUGCUCCCCCCAGCUACGAGGAGAAGUUGGAGGCUUACAACCAGAAGUACUCCUACAUGAAGUCGUGGCCAGGUCUCCUCCGCUUAAUGGGCGCCCUGGAACUGAUUUUCGGUGGGAUGGUCUUCGCCUGCACGGCAGCGUACAUCCAGAAGGACUACCAGUGGCCUCAGCUCUAUGGAGAUUUCGCGGGAGCGGGCUACGGCUACGGCUACGUCGGACCGAUGGCCCCUUUCGUGCUGGUGGUGGCCAGUCUGGCGUGGCUUGUGACAGUGAUCCUGCUGGGCCUGGGCGUCACCAUGUACUACCGGACCAUCCUCCUCAAUUCGCACUGGUGGCCGCUGACAGAGUUUGCCCUCAACCUCACCCUGUCGCUGCUGUACAUGGCCGCUGCCAUCGCGUACGUCAAUGACGUCCGUCGGGGCGGGCUGUGCUACUCUGUCUUUGCCGCCAACCCACUGGUCAUGGCCCUGUGCCAGGUCGAAGGGGGGCAGGUGGCAGCCAUCGUCUUCCUCUUCCUCACAAUGCUGCUCUACCUGGGAGGCUCCUUCACCUGCCUCAAGAUGUGGCAGCGCGAGGCUAUCAGGAAGCGCCUGCUAUCCCUGCCAACGCCAGUUGUCUUACGAGCCGCACCUCAGCUGGCUGCCUCCCGGGAUGACACUGCCCUGGCCAGGAAAGCCACCAGGCACGUUGAGUUCUUGGAGAACGGAGAGGUCCCAGAGAGGCUGAAUCUCGUCAUCCCGACAGGCCACAACCCCAAACCUCACAUCGUCCCUGACUAUGUCAUAAACUACCCGUCCAUUGGAAGCAUGACUGAGCGGGAGAAGUACAAAGCUGUCUUCAAUGACCUAUAUGCCGAGUACAAGGAGCUGUACCGUGAGAUCAGUGCUGCAGAGCAGAAAUUUCAGGACCUGGAUGCCAUGAUGCGCCAGCUGCCUCGCCACUAUCAGAAUAGGAAGGAGCAAAGUCGACUCUCAGCUGUGAGGAAGGAAUACAGGACCAAAAGGAAGGACCCUGCUUACCUGGAGAAGCAGCAGCGCCGCGAUUAUCUCAAGAGGAAGCUGGCCCACCUGAAGGCCCAGAUCCAAGCCUAUGACUGGGAGGCCGGUGAGGGCUCCGUCGCUUUCUGA
This is a messenger RNA of Varanus komodoensis (Komodo dragon), 1557 nucleotides long. Its product is annotated as MARVEL domain-containing protein 2-like. Gene Ontology annotation, cellular component: apical plasma membrane; cytoplasmic vesicle; bicellular tight junction. Bases 1 to 1557 code for a protein of 518 amino acids. Lineage: Eukaryota; Metazoa; Chordata; Lepidosauria; Squamata; Varanidae. The transcript has 5 exons. Gene Ontology annotation, biological process: bicellular tight junction assembly. The record is from RefSeq and is a predicted model, not a curated record.